AAUAACAGGAAGUGUAGUUUCUCCAUAUUUACUCUCUGUGGUUUUGAGCAAGACUUUUGAGAAGCUUUCAGAAGAUAUGCUGCAGAGAGUCGGUAUUCUGACAAAUCAGGUCAUAAGCCAAACCAAAGAUAUUUUUCCUGCAAAGAUCCUGGCCCAGCAGACAAUUAUAAGUGAAAACAGUGACUUUUAUGUAACAUGCAGCACAUUUGGAAAAAAGAAAGACUCCAAGAUUUAUGUUUAUUUGUUAAUAAAUGGGCGCGGAAUCCAGACUAAGCCCCAGAAGCAAGAUCAAAAUGACAUCCUGUUCACCAUAUGCACAGCUGGUCUUCAUCACAGUGGAAAUUACAGCUGUGUUUAUUCCCCCAAAAAUUAUACACUUUCUGAAGUAGUCAAGAAAGGAGACGACAUCAUUGAGAUUCUGGUCAUAGCCAAUUUUCUCCCAGCAGAUAUUUCAAUAGUUGGGCCAUCCACUGUUCAUGAGGGACAUCAUGUUGAAUUCCAGUGCACAGUGUCUCAACACCUACAUACACUUGGUGGAUGUAAAUUUAUCUACGCUUACCUGAGGAAGAACGACACGAUUCUCCAAGUGCAAGUCUUUAAUGUGUCUCAGAUGCUGGCAACUUUCAUCAUUGAUGGUGCAGUUUUGAGGGAUUCAGGUCAUUACAGCUGCAUAGCGCUGCCAUCAAAAUGCUUCUAUGAGCAGGAGUACACAGUUCAUGGAACAAACAAUUUAUUUCUUGAGGUCAAAGUGGAUUUGGUGUCUACAGUGUUACUCCAUGGUGGAGUAAUAACCUUGAUGCUGUCACUAGGGGCGUGUCUUUGGUGGAUUUCAAACAAACUAGUUCGCUCAACUUCUUGUGGACCACGUGCAACGACUCAGCAGGCAAAUUCAGACAUGUUGGAGGAACAGCAGGAGCAGGAAGAGUGGGAAGACGAAAAAGAAGACUCUUUCAGCACAGAUUAUGAUGACGCGUGUCCGAACAAUCUGGCAGCUGAGGUUUCAUUGCCUUCUGAAAAUUUUGAAGACGCGUACACUGUUGUAGAUGAUGUGCCUGCAGAUUCAAAGCCAGCAUGCCUAUAUAGUUCAUCGAUCAAACAUAAAAAGAAAGGCAACAGAGUUCCCACCCCGAGUUCCUCUUCAGUCUGUGUUUCAGCUAAUUAAUGACUGCAGGCAAUGAUCAUGUUCAGAAUAAGUGGCAAUGUUUUCUGAAAGUAUAGUGGCUGUGAAGCAUCGACAUUCACAGAUGUUUAUGAGCAACACAGCUGAAGAAAGACUUGCUCCAACGUGCUGUUUCUUGUUUCUUCAUAAAACAUUUUGAUUAAAGGUAUGGAUGUACUUACUUUAUAAAAUAGUCUGCAUUUUGCUUUCACUCUAGAGCAUGCAGACAUUAAUGUUUUAUAUUUUUCUUUUCUUUUUGUAACCACUUAUUUCCAUCAAUCCAUCAUAAAAAUGCAUAUAAUACAACAAAAAAUAGACUUUUUUUCAAAUAUUCACUGUGUAUAGCUUUCAAAGUUAUAAUUAUUAUGUUUUUAUUGUGGUAAUUAAAUGUAUUUGUAUUCAAUAAAUUGUUUCUAAUCCAGACAGAACAUUUUUAAUAAAUUUGAGGUCACCAUGGGGACCUACAGACUGUGGACACAGGGAUCAGGGUUUUAUGGUUGUAAUUUUUAUUCAGUUGAAUGAACUUUCACAUUUGACGGUAGCUUUGAUUUGUAACAUAACUUAUCAAAACACACUGGAGAAAACUACUUCACUGAGAUCUGCAAAAUAACACAAACCAUGUCUUAUCAUUUCUUAUUCAACCUAUUACAGGGUUCGUACACUUUUUUCAGGGUCAAAUUCAAGCACUUUUUAAGCACUUUCAAGGCCCCUUUUUAAGCCCCCCCCCGCCAAAAAAUAAAAAAGAAAGCAUGUUUCAAUUUGCAUCACCUCAGUAAGACCAUGUGAAAAGACACCAUAGCUCCCCUUUUGUUAGGACAUAGAAAAACGUGAAGUCCUAAAUGAUCACUUUUAAAGUGUUUGUGCUAAUAACAUCAUGUCAGACAGGCAUGGAGAACAGCACUGACUGUUUAAGUAGUUUAAUGCGUAGGUGGCGAUAAACACAUUUUGAAUGAAAGCCGGGGAACUUUGGUAGCACAGAAACAAGUGGCUUUGUGAACAUAUGGAUCACUCAUAUUACCAUUAUUUCACCCAAAGGCACCAAGUUAAUACUCAAAAAAGCUGUAGCAAUACACACAAAUAUAAACAGUACUUGGUGACAACUUUGCUUUUA
Oreochromis aureus is the source of this 2270-nucleotide messenger RNA. RefSeq lists its product as uncharacterized. Lineage: Eukaryota; Metazoa; Chordata; Actinopteri; Cichliformes; Cichlidae. The transcript has 10 exons. The record is from RefSeq and is a predicted model, not a curated record. The coding region runs from base 77 to 1162 and encodes 361 amino acids.